CUAUUAACUACAUUGUAUAGCAUCUUGUGUGCAGAGAAUAUUAUUUUACACGGUUUGCAGCCGAACCGGAACCGGAAAUCAAUAACAAUGGCGAACUGUCGAGGUGUGGAAAGAAUAUUAAAAAAACUGAAAGAUUCGGUGGACAGUGGGAAGUAUUAUGAGGCACAUCAAAUGUACAGGACGCUUUAUUUUAGGUAUAAUGCACAGAAAAAAUAUGCAGAAGCCAUAGAUUUACUUUACUCAGGAGCUAAGUUACUUUUGGAGCAUAAUCAGAUAACAAGUGGGUCAGACCUUUCUCUCUUGUUAUUAGAAACAUUAAAUGCAUCAGAUACAGAAAGAAAUGAUGACACUUUUGAAAAAAUUGGAAUUCUGCACAAAAUGAUUGAUCCAGAGUCACCUGAUAGACCAACAUUUGUUGUCAAAGCAUUGAAGUGGUCCAAAGGAAGUAAUUGUGAAUCAAAUUCUGGACAUCCGGCUUUACAUAAACAGUUUGCAGUCACAUUAUGGCAAGAAAAAAAUUACCCAGAAGCAAGGUAUCAUUUUGUGCAUUCUAAUGAUGGAGAAGGCUGUGCUGCAAUGUUGGUAGAGUAUCACAUUACUCAUGGCUACCCAUCUGAAGUGGAUAUGUUUAUAGCUCAAGCAGUGUUACAAUAUCUUUGUCUCAAGAAUAAAGCCACGGCUACAGUGACAUUCUAUGCAUAUGCAAGGCAGCAUCCAGAAGUUAAAAAAGGGCCACCAUAUUUAUUACCAUUGCUUAACUUUCUUUGGUUUUUACUUUUGGCCAUAGAAGGUGGAAAAUUGGCUUUUUUCACUGUUUUAUGUGAACAGUACAAACUCAGUUUAGACAGGGAUCCAUGCUACUUUCAGUACUUGGACAGGAUUGGGCAGCAAUUCUUUGGGAUACCUCCACCCAAGAAAAAUACACAGCCAGGGGUUUUUGGGAAUUUGUUGCAGAGUUUAUUUGGUGAAGAUGAGGAGGAGGAGGAAGGGUUUUCCUCAGAGGUUAAUCUAAACAGUAGCACUAGUGGUAGAGCUUCUGUCAUGAAUUCAGAGGAUUUGGACUAAUAUAUUUAAAAACCAUAGAUGUAUGAUAUCAUACAUGCUGAUUUUGUGCAAAUUUUAUCCUGAAAUGCUUUCUGACUGUAAAGAUACCCGAUGAAAGCCAAAUACCAUAUGAAUCACAUGGCCGUAAUUGAUAAAAAGUUGUUCUAAUUCUUGAGAUAUCUUGUGUAGUAUCUCAUCAAGGAAUGAUAAUAAAUUGAAAUUGGUAGAGAACGUUUUAUAUUAUUAUUGCUAGCAAAUUUCAAUUAUCAUAUUAUAAAGUACCAAUAAGGACAUCUGGUGUCACAAAAAAAAAGAUCGAUAAGCAUCAAAUGUAUUUUUUAAAAGGGAGAUGAAUUUAUUUAUUAAAAAUAUAUAAAGAUGGUACUUUGUGAGAACGGCAUGAAAGUUUAUUUAAAAUAUGAUAUCCUUUGAUCUCAGUAAGGUAUACAUUUACUGAACUUUCAACAUUAUGUGUCAUAUAUAGUUGGUUCAAAGUAUUUUUUACAUGGCCUGUACAUUACAUUUUACUGGUUGUUUUGGUUGUACGUCAGUUAUUAUGCAGAAAAUAUGUGGUGAAUCGGUAAUCUGAAU
Molecule: messenger RNA, 1635 nt
Organism: Lingula anatina
Lineage: Eukaryota; Metazoa; Brachiopoda; Lingulata; Lingulida; Lingulidae
Product: Golgi to ER traffic protein 4 homolog
Biological process (GO): protein insertion into ER membrane
Cellular component (GO): BAT3 complex; cytosol
Molecular function (GO): protein binding
Source: RefSeq, a predicted model, not a curated record